Histoplasma mississippiense is the source of this 1500-nucleotide messenger RNA. RefSeq names its product dihydroxy-acid dehydratase. The record is from RefSeq and is a predicted model, not a curated record. Gene Ontology annotation, cellular component: mitochondrion. NCBI's taxonomy places the organism in Eukaryota, Fungi, Ascomycota, Eurotiomycetes, Onygenales, Ajellomycetaceae. The transcript is spliced from 2 exons. The coding region runs from base 1 to 1500 and encodes 499 amino acids. Gene Ontology annotation, biological process: branched-chain amino acid biosynthetic process. Gene Ontology annotation, molecular function: dihydroxy-acid dehydratase activity.
AUGAGAAGGCAAAUGCUAUAUGGCGCCGGGGUGCCUAAUCGUGAGAGCAUGCGAUACUCUCUCCAGUCCCGUGAGAUCAUCGCAGAUAGUAUCGAAACCGUCACAAGCGCUCAAUAUCACGAUGCCUGUAUUGCGAUUCCCGGUUGUGACAAAAACAUGCCUGGCUGCAUAAUGGGUAUGGCGAGACACAAUAGACCCUCCUUGAUGAUAUACGGUGGGACUAUUCAAGUCGGAUACUCCAAGUUCCUCCGAAAACGAAUCAACAUUUCGACUUGCUACGAAGCCGCAGGCGCAUACGCUUAUAACACCUUAACCCAGCCUGACGAUGGUGGUGAUCGAUCGAAAAAUAAAGACGAGAUCAUGGAGGACAUCGAGCGAAAUUCCUGUCCUAGCGCCGGUGCGUGCGCUGGGAUGUACACAGCCAACACCUUGGCAACUGCUAUCGAGUCAAUGGGUUUAACUUUACCAGGCUCCUCUUCCACCCCGGCCACAGUACCAUCGAAGAUGCGUGAGUGCGCAAAAGCCGUAGACGCCAUCAGGAUAUGCAUGGAGAAGAACAUUAAGCCAUGUGACUUACUCACCAAAAGGUCUUUCGAGAAUGCCUUGGUCAUCACCAUGGCGUUGGGUGGAAGCACCAACAGUGUUAUUCAUCUGAUUGCUAUGGCUCGUACUGCCGGGGUUGAACUAACACUCGAUGAUUUUCAACGAGUGAGCAAUAAAAUCCCCUUUAUUGCCGACCUGGCGCCCAGUGGGAAGUACUAUAUGGCGGACCUGUAUGAAGUUGGCGGAAUACCAUCGGUGCAGAAGCUGCUGGUAGCAGCAGGUCUCAUGGAUGGCGAUAUUCUCACGGUAACCGGCAAAACACUGGCGGAGAACAUCCAGUCUUUCCCAUCUCUCCCACAGGACCAGGGCAUAAUCCAUCCGCUAGCUAACCCUAUAAAGUCUACCGGUCAUAUACAAAUUCUCAAAGGCAACCUCGCCCCUGGUGGUGCAGUCGCUAAAAUUACCGGGAAAGAAGGCACCAAAUUCAGAGGGAAAGCCCGAGUUUUUAACAAGGAACACGAACUCGAUACAGCACUUAACCAAGGCCUAAUUCCACGGGGAGAGAACCUUGUCUUGAUUGUCAGAUAUGAAGGGCCGAAGGGAGGGCCCGGGAUGCCGGAACAGCUCAGAGCAAGUGCUGCGUUGAUGGGAGCCAAGCUCACAAAUGUCGCUCUAAUCACAGAUGGUAGAUACUCUGGUGCCAGCCAUGGGUUUAUCGUAGGCCAUAUCGUCCCUGAGGCUGCUGUUGGUGGGCCUAUCGCUGUGGUGCAAGAUGGGGAUUUGAUUACGAUCGAUGCAGAGACGAAUGAGCUCAGCAUGGCAGUUUCGGAUGAGGACAUUGCUGAGCGAAUGAAGAACUGGGAAGCGCCGAAGCCACAUGUUACGCGCGGGACAUUGGCCAAGUACAUGAGGCUUGUUGGCGAUGCUUCGCAUGGCGCAAUGACGGAUAUGUUUUGA